This is a messenger RNA of Temnothorax curvispinosus, 661 nucleotides long. RefSeq names its product gamma-secretase subunit pen-2 (gene pen-2). Lineage: Eukaryota; Metazoa; Arthropoda; Insecta; Hymenoptera; Formicidae. The transcript has 3 exons. Gene Ontology annotation, biological process: Notch receptor processing. Gene Ontology annotation, cellular component: gamma-secretase complex. The record is from RefSeq and is a predicted model, not a curated record. The coding region runs from base 238 to 543 and encodes 101 amino acids.
CGCGACCAGAUGCUCCCUCCGCGACGCGGCCGAAUCUCACCUUUCUCCUUUCUUUUUCUCUUGUCGUUAUUUUACUCGCGUUUGACGGCCGUGUGCGCGAUUCGAGAAUCGUCCCGCCGAUCAAUGUUGACUAUUAUCUGAAUCAUUUAAUCCAAGGGACGGAGACGCAGGGGGUCUCGCGACACCGAGAACCGAAGUUAGGUUAGGGACUGCCUGCUGUCAUCGCCACGAGCCACGAUGGACCUGGCCAAAAUGUCGAACGAGAAGAAAUUGCACCUCUGCAAGUGGUAUUUUCGCGCUGGUUUUGCGCUUCUGCCAUUCCUGUGGGCCGUGAACGCGGUUUGGUUCUCGAAGGAGGCUUUCGUAGCACCAUCUUACGAGGAACAGAAACAAAUUAAGAAAUAUGUAAUUUUCUCUGCUAUUGGCGCAAUCAUUUGGACAGCUGCUUUGGUGGCUUGGAUAAUCAUCUUCCAAACCCAAAGAGCUGCGUGGGGUGACUUCGCCGAUGCUAUCAGCUACAUAAUUCCCACUGGUAUUCCUUAAGUUUAAUGUUUAAGUUUACAUCGGUACAGAAUAAUUUAUUACAGAAAUAUGUAUAGUAAACGAUUGUAUAUUAAACUGUAUAUUUUUAUCGUAAUAUAAUUAUAAAUUCGUAUGGUAA